AUGUCCAAUCUCCAUUCAUGGUGGCUUUUAGCUGGGCUCUUCGCUGUUGCCAACUGUGCAACUCAACCUGCCCAACAACAGAGCAAUUUGCCUUAUGUAAAGAUAGCCCCUGGCAAUGAGGAUUUUGCCUUUCGAUUUUACCAUCAGAUUGCUUCAGAGGAACCUGGGAAGAACAUUUUCUUUUCUCCUGUCUCCAUCUCUACUGCCUUUGCCUUCCUGUCACUGGGGGCUAAAUCCGCCACACUGAGUCAGCUUUUGGCAGGGCUUGGCUUUAACCAGAAGGGGAUCAGUGAGGGAGAUAUACACAAAGGUUUUCAGAGUCUUCUCCAAUCGCUAAACCGCCCAAAGGCUGGGUUUGAGCUGAGCCUUGGAAAUGCUAUUUUCACGAAUGAUCAGUUCACACUCCUCAAGAAGUUCUUGACUGAUGCCAAGAAUUUUUAUCAAGCUGAUGCUCUUCCUACUAAUUUCAAAAAACCCCAAGAAGCUGUAAAGCAGAUCAAUAACUACGUACAGAAGCAAACACAUGGAAAAAUAGUUGAUGUAAUCAAAGAUCUUGAUUCGUCAGUUCUCGCUGUCCUUGUAAACUAUAUUUAUUUCAAAGCGCAGUGGGAAAGUCCUUUUAAUCGUAACUAUACUGGAAACAGUGAUUUCUUUGUGGAUGCGAAAACAAAGGUGCAAGUUCCCAUGAUGAUCAACGAUGACUAUUAUAAUUAUUACGAAGACAAGAAACUGUCCUGCUACGUUGUCCAAGUUCCCUACAAGGGUAAUGUGAAGGCCUUGUUCGUUCUCCCUGACCAAGGAAAACUGAAACAGGUGGAAGCUGCACUUGGGAAAGACGUGUUGCUAAAAUGGGAACAAUCGUUGGAAGUAGGGAAACUAGCCCUCUUUCUUCCAAGGUUUUCCAUGUCUACUAGUUAUGAUGUUAAAAAGAUAUUAAAUAAAUUGGGAGUUACUGACAUAUUUACAGACCGUGCUGACCUAUCCGGUAUUACUGGAGCACGUAACCUCAGGGUUUCAAAGACAAUUCACAAAGCUUUUCUAAAUGUCCGUGAGAAUGGCACUGAAGCUGCAGCUGCCGCAGUGCUUCAGAUUGGCGACCGUUUCGGCGUUAUCACAGUAAAAUUCAACAGGCCAUUCGUCUUCCUGAUAGUUGAUUAUCAGUCUAAGACUAUCUUAUUCAUGGCAAGAGUGAAUAAUCCAAGCGUGGAGCAGUCACAAAAUUAG
Molecule: messenger RNA, 1224 nt
Organism: Pogona vitticeps (central bearded dragon)
Lineage: Eukaryota; Metazoa; Chordata; Lepidosauria; Squamata; Agamidae
Source: RefSeq, a predicted model, not a curated record